CCUACCGGGAAACAGUUGGUUAACAGCCUUGUUCAGGGGCAGAACGACAGAUUUUGACCUUGUCAUCUCGGGGAUUCGAUACAGCAAUUUUUCGGUUACGGGCCCAACGCUUUUCGGUUACCGCCCCAGUUAGUCUUGCGAUACUUUAUUAAUUUGAGCCAAAGCCUGUCUCCCAUUCAAUCAAUCCUUAUCAUAAUUCGUUUUUAAUGCAUCUAGAAGAAUCUCAGGACUUUCAUCUCAUCAGGAAUCUCAAGGAAUAUCAGUCAGGCAUUAAGUAUCCACACCUAAAAUAUGCGUAAUAAAGGUCCUAAAACCCACAGAGUGCCCACUGCGCAUGUGUUCUCAAAGUUGCUGUUGCAGAAAGCAAGCAAAUACCAGAAAUAAGGCAUUGGUGAGCUAACAACAUAACCAAAAUAUCUAUGUUCGAUCAUCUCGCUAAAAUGACGUUUUCGCAAAUGCCUUUCUCUUGACUUCGCGGGGACAUGGUGAGGAGAGCGUUUCCCAUGUUGCGUUAGUGGAAGUGUGACAUGCUGGCCUGUCUGCCAGCUUCAUCAGGUGAACCUACCCCCCGAUUUCUCUCCCACACGCAGAUGAACACUGGACUUCAGCAAUGGGAUACUACACAGAAGAUGAAAUCUGCCAACUAUCCAACCCCAGCAGAAUUGGAUGCCUUUGCUAAGAAAGUCGCCAACAAUCCUCUGACCAUAAAGAUCUUCCCCAACAGUGUCAAAGUACCACAGAGGAAGCACAUCCGCCGCACUGUGAACGGGUUGGACACAUCCAGCUCCAGCCAGCGCCAGAGUUCUUACCCGUCUCAGGUCAGCAGCACCAGAGCGGGCCUCCUGGCCGUCCUCCGCACUUCGCCUGGCAAAGGCGUCCUCACAGACACGGACAGCAGCCGAGCCCAUCUGCUUCCCAAACCAUCCAUGAACCUCCACAGCGGGCCAUACGUUGCUCAGAGCACUUUAAACCUCCCCCAGCCUGUCCCCCACCUCCAGGGCAUGUCUCAAACCCAGCCCCAGGCAUUGGCACAGAAACAGGGCCAUCCACAGCAUGCUCUGCAGCACAACAUGCCUCACCACAUGACUUCACAGCCACCGAAUAUGCCUCAAACCUUACAGAAACAGAACAUGGCCCACACUCAAACUUUACAGCUGCAACAAAGCUUGUCCCAGCUGCAAACGGUACAGCAGAAUGUCCAGCGGCAGCAGGGUUUGCCUCACACGCAGACUUUACAACAGCAGCAGCAGCAAAAUCAGACUCGGCCACAAACCUUACAACAGCAGCAGCAACAACAGCAGCAUAUUCUUCGUCCUCCGACUCUGCAGCACCAGACUCUUCCCCACCAACAAGCUUUACUACAGCAGGCUCGGGCUCAAGGUCUCCGGCACCUGCCUGAGGUAGCCCAGGCCCAGCCUCCACCUAGUCUGCAACUUUCCCAGGGCCUGCAGCACCCCCACUGCCUGCCCCAGUCACAGCCUCUCCCACAGGGCCUGCGACACCUGUCUGAUGUUGCCCAGGCCCAGCCACCCAGUUUGCAACAUUCCCAGGGCCUCCCCCCAUCUCAGCCUCUCCCCCAGGCCUCCAGUGUUGGCCCUGGCUCCCCCUCUGCUUCCAAUGCCCUGCAACCCCAGCCAGGCCCCCCCUAUGGCCCCAGGAAGCUGCCAGAUGCAGACGCCCCACCAAACGUAACCGUGUCUACCUCCACCAUCCCACUGUCCAUGGCGGCCGGCCUGCACCACAACCGGCCGGGCACCGACCUGAGCAGCAUCGUGCACCAGAUCAACCAGUUCUGCCAGGCUCGGGCUGGACUAGGCGCCACCUCGGUGUGCGAGGGCCAGAUCGCCAACCCCAGCCCCAUCAGCCGUAACCUCCUCAUCAAUGCCAGUUCCAGGGUCAACACACCCCACAACUUUGGCCUCCUUCCCUCGUGCCUGCUGGGCCACACAGAGAAAGCCCCUGGAGGGUCCCAGGGCCCUGCUGGUGCUAAUGGCCUACAGCCCAACAUGGCUGUCAUGAACCGGAUGCCACCUACUUUCCACACUGACACGAAGCAGCAGUUACAACAGCAGCAGUUACAACAGCAGCAGUUACAGCAGCAGCAGUUACAGCAGCAGCAGUUACAGCAGCAGCAGUUACAGCAGCAGCAGUUACAGCAGCAGCAGUUACAGCAGCAGCAAUUACAGCAGGCUCACCAGCAUCAACAUCAGUUACAGCAGCUCCAACAGGUUCACCAGCAGCAGCAACAACAUCAUCAGUUACAGCAGCAACAUCAGCUCCAACAGCAGCAAAUCCAACAGCAGCGCUCCUGGAACCAGCACCAGCUGGCUCACAUGCAGCAUCUGCCUGAUGGAGCCCAACCCUGCAAGAACCCCAGGAGGGAAGCCCCCUCUGGGCCUGGCUUCCCUGCCAAGACCCACAAUUACCCCCAAAAGCUGCUGGCCCCACAGCCACAAUCUUUCCCCAUUAAACACCCAUCAGACAAGACAACCCCCUCGCCCACCGUCACCGGCCCAGCGGGCGGCACCAUGCCAAGCUACACCAACGGGCGCUACUUGCAGGUUCCAUGGGACAGCGUCCUACAAGCAGCUGAAAGUGACGGUCUAGGCCCACAGGAUUUGCCCAUGGCCUUCCAGGGGGGCCCGGAAGGGGCCUCCAUAGACUGCAGCACACCAGGAUCACAGUACCGACCUGGAGCCAGACCCGGGGUCCCAGACCUGGGUCAGACCAAGCUGAUGCAGCAGAAUGUGUCUGAUUACCUGUCUGGGGAUUUCCAGGCGUUCCAGCAGAACCCAGGCGCCAUGGGGAAGAUGCACAGGCCCCCCAUGGGUAGAGCUCCAGCCCAGAGCCCAGAGCUAGGUAACAGUAGAAAUAUCCAUGCUCACCACCCAGGCUAUAGAUAGAUAUCUAUCUCUCUUCACCUCACCAGUCGUGUGUUAUGGUUGGUGAAUGAUUUCAAGGUUACAAUCAGGUGUAAACAUGUAGAUAUCUUGCAAGUGAUCAAUUGAAUGUUCUCCCUAGUCGGUUGCUCCUGAUCUCAAUGUUUUUUUUUAAUGCGUCCUCAGCCCUUUAAAAUGGUAUCUUUUAAACCUUAGUGCCAGAUGAAAGGUUUUAUAUUGUUAUUCCGGUGAUGAGGAAUACUUACUCAUACCACAACAUGGACAUCUGCUGAUUGUAGUAUUUUCUGGGAUACGCUAUUGUGAUCUAGGACUAGUUAGAGAACAUAGUAGGGCUACUUCCUUUCCACAUAAUAAGUGCCAGUUAUGCCCAGGUUGUCAUGGACCCAAUGUCUAAGAGUAUAUUCUUACUUCAAUCUCUCCCGAUAUACAGUAAGGUAAUGCUACAGCCAUUGUGUCCUGUCCUCUUGUGUAUGGUAAGGCCUUAAGACGGAGUGCUUUUGAAGUCAUUUUUAAUUGUUUAUUUUAUCCCUACCGUGUGCUGUUACUUUAAUUGUCUCUACUUGAAUUUCACCGGUGACGUUUUCAGUAUGAAGACUUAGAGAAUCAAGAUGUUAUGCUAAAAAUGUACAAAAGGAACAAAAGCUCACUUCUAGAAAAACAUUAAAUGUCUUAGAAUAACGUGAACCCUGUAGAAUCAAUCCCCUGAUCUUGAAAGGGAUUGUCUGUGUGCGCAAAGACCAAAUUGAUCACUUGCAAGUACAACUGAACAUACCAGAGGGUUAAUGUUAUUUGCUACUUUGUUUCACCAUUAUACACUACUGUAAACAAUUCCUUGUGGAUCUUUGCUUGUCUGUGGGGGUUUUGGUAAGCUGAGGGGUAUCCUACGAAGCAGGUUUGAGGACUAGAGAGGUAACUUUGGUCAACUGAGUUCAACUCGGGACAACCGGUCAUACGAAAGUGGCUCACCUUUUAGCCAGGUAAAUCUCUGGCAACAAAUCCUUCAGCACUAACCUGCUCUGGGGAAGGCUAACUCCACGUACACUGAAUGAAAUGACUGAGCCACGAGUGGAGGACCAACAGAGUUAGAUUUCCACCCUCUUGCAAAGAUGGCGUCAUGAUCCCUUUCAUUUGAGGAAGAUUAGUGAUUUAAAUAUUUAAUACAUUUUUUUUGUCUUAAAGAGUAAUGUUAAAAUAUAUCACAUGACAUAUUUGGUCAUGACAAUGGAUUUUAUACUUCACACCUAGUAGCACUUUUAAUAACUUUAAAAAAUGUUAUCGAUAGGAGUGGGGGGAAAAGGUCCUUGUGGUUGUUCAUUGAUUAACCACACCAAGUUGGCAUCAACGACAAGUAAUAAAGUUGGUGCUUCUAAAAGCCCAUUUCAUUCCAUAGUCUGGUAUUUGAAAGUUUUUAAUUUUGAUUUCACCACAAAUGAAAAUGUGGCCCUGACUCGCCCAUGGAUUGAUGUUUCAGCCAUGUGCGACAUACAUGUGCAGUUACUACCCUACCCUGCGGCUGAGCAAUAUCCACUGUCGUAGUACGAAUAAGAGCUGGAUUGUGAUGCUCACAGAAUCUGGCUAGCUUUAGAAAACCCUGAGUAGAUCUAGCUUACUUCGUAGGAUACGUCUGUCCUUCACUUGCUAGCCAAACCCUGAUUGUAUAUUUUCUCUGUACUACCUAGAAAGAAGAACUGAGGUCCAGUUCUUUUAAAUGCAGGUUACCUCAUGCUAGUAGAUGGGUCUAGCCAUAGAAAUAGAUUUACUUGUUAUUCUAGUAAUUGUAUUUCUAUGGGUCUAGCAUGCUGCAUUUUCCCUCAGUUUAGCUUGGGUGACGGCUUACUCUUGUGAUGGCCCCACAUUCCUCCUCCCUGAUAACUCUUGAAAAAAAGCCUUAAAAUGUUAACCUCGACACCUUAAAUGUUGUAUGACUUACUACAUACACCAUGCUGGAUUUCCUCAAACUGCAUGGUGUAGAAUCCUAUAUCAAAUAGUUAUGAUACUAGCAAUUGUUUCUGCAUAUGUUUUUAUUUAAGGACACUUAAAUUGCUAAGUAAAAAUCCUCCUUUUAAUGGAUGAAAAGUAUGAAUAAUAUUUAGUAGAGUUUUUUUAUAGGUGUGUGUGGCACUGGGCUGUAACUAUGGUCUUCAGACUACAUUUAUUUAGUUGUUUCUAUGUGACAAAUAGCCUUCAGUAAUUUAGAUCUUAGCUAAUUUAUUUCCUUGAUCACUGCAUUCUGAAGCCAUAGGUUUUUCCUCAUAGGUGCCAUAGGUAAAGCAUAUCAUCAGACACAAAACAAUGCAAACCGACGUACCACAAUUAGCUGCAUUCAGUAAGAGAUGGAAAGGUCAUAAGUAAUUUUAUGUAGCCAUUUCAUAAAAUGGCCAUAAUAUAUCUGCAGUAAUAGUGGAAUGAUAUAGUUUCAUAGUAUUACAUACCUGCCCAAUUAGCUGUGAUAUUCGUCUCCCGCCAGAGCAACAUGUUGUUGAAAUGGGAAAGCUGUUUUGACUUUGGCUGUGUUAUUUAGUGGAAAUCGGGUCAACCGGGCAAUGUAAAAAUCGCUCCGUAAUUUCCUGGUUGCUAAAAUUCCACACGGUUCCCUCAAUUUCAGUUGUAUGUGAGAAAACAAGCACUGAAUAGUGUAGGGAAUCAUUGUACCAUCUAAAUCUCAGUUAAAUAUAUUUUCAAUAACAACAAAUAUAUCGUUUUUACAGCUGUUACGAAGCUGGUGGACCAAAACCGAAACUAAAUGGCUCAAGAGUGAGUCUCCAUGUUAUAGGGAAAUGGGUUGCGGGAGAGGGUAGAUUUUGUUUUGGAAGUAGCCUAAUGCUGUUGCAAUUCACCAAGCUUCCUGAUAGAACUUGUCCCCUUUGUAGCACCUUUUAAUCUUAUGGAUUGAGCUUUCUUCCCUGAGGGCGGUAGCUAGAUUCUGUUGUUUGGCUCUUACUACUGUUGUGUGCCUGGCCCUUGAAGCUGCUAAUGAAUUCAAGCCUGAACACACAAUAGUGUGUGUGUGUGUGUGUGUGUGUGUGUGUAUAGUAAUGAUGUAUGGGUUGUACUAGUGGAAUAAAGGUUACUAUUUAUACUGUGUUGUCAUGGAUUUUAGAAAUGUGAGAUGGUAAAUCUUUGCAGUGGAAAUGGACCAACUGUUGCUACAGUGAACCAAGCAAUGUACCUGUCGUUCCAUUUUAGCUGAUUUGACCUGUUUUAUAAUGUUGUACAGCUCGAGAAAAUCAGGUUUACAGUUACUAUUUCAUAUGAAGUACCUCCACUGGACUUAAUAUGGAAUGUGUGUCCGCGAGAGCGAGAAAGGGUGUGAAGCAUAGCCUAGGUGCUUUUGCACACUACACAGUUGUGCACUUCUAUCCAUUGUUGGGGGCCCAAGCUUCUAACUGUAACUACUGAUACUAGACAGAAGUUCGUUCUCACGUGCCACAAUGUUUCCAGACACUGUUAGGAGUCUGAAUGAUUGCUACUGAACCACUGACCAAAGUCACCAAGCUUUCCCCACCACCAUGGCCCAAAGCCUAGAUACAGGCUGUGUACAAAAUGGCACUCUAUUCGCUCUAUAGUGUAUGACUUGACCUAGGGUACUAUUUAGAAAAUAGGGGGCCAUUUUGGACACAAACAUUCUUUGGGCAGGUUGGAUUGAAUUAAGUUUAAUGACUCUAUUUUAAGGUGGGGACAAAAGUUGUCUACUGUCCUCUAGACAGUUGUAAGAACAGCAUGUGGGACUGUGAUGACUAAAUUGUGCUUGUGAGUUUCUGCUCCACAUAAGUGGAAAUGUGACAUAAAUGGCAGUGGUUGGGGAAGCUCAUGUUUCUCUACUUUGUAGAAUUGUGUUAUUCCAGUUUGCCUAUCCUUCAGAAACUAUGCCUUGCACAAACAUUCUCCCCUAACCAAAAUAAAGUUUGCAUUUGCAAAACCGA
This is a messenger RNA of Oncorhynchus keta (chum salmon), 6823 nucleotides long. RefSeq names its product protein FAM222B-like. Lineage: Eukaryota; Metazoa; Chordata; Actinopteri; Salmoniformes; Salmonidae. Bases 528 to 2903 code for a protein of 791 amino acids. The record is from RefSeq and is a predicted model, not a curated record. The transcript is spliced from 3 exons.